Haemonchus placei is the source of this 1005-nucleotide messenger RNA. The record is from the annotation of a GenBank genome assembly. Lineage: Eukaryota; Metazoa; Nematoda; Chromadorea; Rhabditida; Trichostrongylidae.
AUGGGUGUUUGGAGGCUUGAGUGUAUGGCGAUUGUAUGCCCCGAAUGUGGUGUUGACAAAGGAACGAAAGUCUACUCGCAUCUAUUCUAUGCCCAUUCUUACAGUAAAGAUGCUAUAGAACGAUUCAAAGAGAGGAAGCGUCAGGAUAAAGUUUUGGCUAAUUGCUCGGAUUCAAAACUAUUUACAUGCUAUCUAUGUGGUCUACCGUACUCAAAACGAGAUUCUCUCACGAAGCAUUUAGUGAGGAAACAUAGCGAUGCCAUUUCCAAUGAGAUACGGAGAGGUCUGGUAUGCCCGCUUUGUGGAGAAGAAGUGAAGAUUCAACGUAAUCUCGUGGAGCACUGGAGUCUUGUACAUUCUGCGCGUCCUGACGACUAUAAAAUAGAGAAAACUUUUUUCAACGACAGAGAUUCCUAUGAGGAAUGGCGGUCCAAAACCGAUGAAAAAAACAACCCAAAAUUGGUGAUAGUGAGUACGAAGACAUUCGGUAAUAAAAAAGUACAGCAUUAUCGCUGUAAUAGGACUCUACGGAAAAAGAAUUUCGCUCCAAGGCGAUCGAGAACAAAGAAGAAUGUCACUUGCUGCACUGCUUUCAUGGAGGUUAUCGAAUGGGGAAAUACGUUCGAAGUAGAGUACUGCAAAACUCAUUGCGGGCACGGAGAGCUUUUCGGGAACGCUGAUGGGAAAAUCGAAGAGCUUAUACCACAUCCUUUGGAAACACUCUCCAAUAUACUGCAGUCGAACAAGGAACUACUUCGAGUUUUUGAUACGGCUGUUUCUGCUUUGCGUUCAAAACUGCUAGAGCUGUCAGAUGUACCAGAUCAACAAGUAAACGACCACCUUUCAAUGGUUGUAGACAUUGUUAAAAAUGCAGAUAUUUCGACAUCAGCAUUUUGCAUAUCCAAUCCAAUACUGGAGCCAUCACGUGUUAUGACUACGGAAGCUAUGGUUGCACCAAAGAUUGAGCCGGGUGCCAAGGCACCAAAAGUCGAAAUUGAGGAUUAG